CAAAAAUUGUCUUCUUCUCCGAUUUGGCUGCACCGCCGGAGCUCGACGCUGAGCUUAACUAAGAGGUGUCGUUUGUUUCACAACCAGUGAAGAAGAUCAAAUUUUAAAACCAUGGAUUCUCCGAUCAAUUCACAGAAAACGGUUUCGGACGACGAUGAGAUUGAUUACUCCGUCAAACCAGAAUUCUAUGAUUCAGAUCUUGAUGAUAAAGAUGAGCUUUGGAUGAUUAGCAAGAGAGAUGGUCGUCCUUCUGAUGCUGUACUUAGCUGUCCAGCUUGUUUCACUACUGUCUGCUUAGAGUGUCAGAGGCACGAGCAGUACGUGACACAGUACAGGGCAGUAUUUGUGGUCAAUUGCAGAGUAGAUAAAGACACAGUUUUGCAAGAAAAAGGAAUGCCCUCGAAGAUUGGUAAAAGAAGGAGAGAUUCCGAGAUGCAAGAAACUGAUUCUGCAGAGAGCGAAAAAGUUAACCGGGUCUUUUGCUCAGCUUGUUCGACAGAGAUCGGGGUAGUCGAUGGUGAAGAGAUUUACCAUUUCUUUAAUGUCAUUCCAAGCGAGCCUUAGAACAACCUGGUUUUAUGAGUUACUUGUUUGUAACGAUUUCAGAAACAGGUGAUUAGGAUUAUGGUUUCGGUAGUUUGCGUUUCUCUUUACGUUUCAGUGUAUAUUUGUUUGGUAGUUUUGAAAAAUCAAGUCAUUUGAGAAUUUUGACUGACGACGCCUAUAUUUCCUUA
Camelina sativa (false flax) is the source of this 734-nucleotide messenger RNA. RefSeq lists its product as uncharacterized. NCBI's taxonomy places the organism in Eukaryota, Viridiplantae, Streptophyta, Magnoliopsida, Brassicales, Brassicaceae. Gene Ontology annotation, cellular component: nucleus. The record is from RefSeq and is a predicted model, not a curated record.